This is a messenger RNA of Spirometra erinaceieuropaei, 9035 nucleotides long. NCBI's taxonomy places the organism in Eukaryota, Metazoa, Platyhelminthes, Cestoda, Diphyllobothriidea, Diphyllobothriidae. The record is from the annotation of a GenBank genome assembly.
AUGGAGGCGUUGGUCCUGCAUACGCCUGCUGUUGAGAAGAUGCCCAUCAAUUCUGUAGGCGAUGAGUAUCCAGGGACGCUCCUCACGGCAGGCGUCCAUCAUGACGGCAGUCUACAUGAGACUGAAGUGGGUAGGCGCGAGGGCGCAGCUCUGGUUCAAUCCGCCGGUCACUGCUAAUGCCUUGGAGGUUGCGCCAUUGUUCGUGACGCACGCCAUCACCCCGCCGUGAAGCUGACGUAACAUGUCAGUGAGUCGAUCUGGGCACCCGAAUUUCCGCAUGACCUUUCGUAGUCUCUCUCGAUUCACCGUAUCAAAGGCCUUCGUAAGUCCACGAAGGUAAUGCAGAAGUGGGCUCGCAGUUCCUGGUAUUUCUUUUGUAUCUGGAGAGCGGCAAACACCAUGUCCGUGGCGUCCCGGUGCCCUCGGAAACCACACUGGCCUUCUGGUAGAAGUCUUUGCCCUAGAUGUCCAUUGAGACUAUAAAGAAGAGCGGGGGCUAAGAUUUGUCCACCGAUGUUGGGUUACGAGAUGCCCUGUGAUUGUCACAGAGGUUGUAGGAGUGAAGCAUGGUUGACCUUGAAAUCCCGAGGAACUUGUUUACAGUGCCACGUCUCCUGAAGUAUCGUGGUAAGUUGGUCCAUCAGGCAGUGGCCGCCGUGCUUAUAGAUUUUGGCCGGGAUCGCAUUGGAGCCCGGUGCCUUCCCGUUGGAGUGUUGUUCUACAGCACAUAUGGUUUCUGUGAUGGAGAGUGGGAGAUCUAGGUCGACGUUGAUUUUCACUUGCAGGAGGAAAGGCUGAGACAUUUCUGAAGUGCUCGGCCAAGCGCAGAAGCGGCGCAGGUCCUUUGGUUCGCGCGUCGUAGAUCGCUUUGAUCGCGGCGAAGAAAUGCUUUCAGUUGUUUUGGUGGACGCAACCCUAAAUCCCCUUGGCCUUGCGAGCCAUAUACGCUUUCUGCAUUCUUCGCAACCGUUGCUGCAAAAAGCAGAGACAUCGGUAAAAGACCGCUUUGUUCGCAUCGGUCGGGCGGUAGAGAUAGGUUGUGUACAGCCUGCUCUUUUGCACUGUUAAAGCUUGCUGACGAAAUUCCCUGGAUUUUAAAAAGUCAUUUUCUUCCAACUUUUUCCGAUCCUUUACAACUGGCAUAUAAGGCCAAGCGUAUUUCUUUAGAUGCUGUUGCCCUUAUGGUCCAUUCUUACCUUAGAGAAUUAGACAAGGAUUGCCGCGAGUGUGCAUGCGCUUUUCUUGACUACUUCUUCCCCUUCAGUACCGUCCUUCGUCCUCUUCUCCUUACGAAAACAUCCGCGUGUGACUCUCCAGGCUUGGUUGUCUAUUGACUCAGCGAUUACUUUACGUCCCAUACUCAAUUUGUCCAAUUAGACAAGCGGAAAUCCUUAGUCCUACCCAAUGACUGCGGAGUUCUUUAAGGUUCCAUUUUAUUCCCUCACCUCUUCUCCCUUCACUCUGAUGACCACAGACCCCAAAACGACUCUCUGUUAGUUAUGUACGUGGACGAUGUGGUUGUUGGUCACUCUCUCAAAAAUCAAACACAUCUCCAGUCUCUGAAGGGUGGCCUUGAACAUGUCUCAGUAUGCUGACAGCAAAAUGGUCUCCUAAUGAACUGUCAGAAAUCAGUUCAGUGUAUUUUCCGACUGCGGCCCUCUCCUAGUCCUGAAUCCUUUGACAUCAUUUCCAACAAGCUAUCCUCAUUUAGGUUAUUUUGCGUUACUUUGUCAGUAAACCUCUCAUUUCACCUACAUAUUGAGUCCCGUCUUACUAAAGUUAGUAAACUUCUUUGUUACAUUCGUUCUUUACGUUCCUACUACACAUCUCAACUCAUGUUCCGGCGAUUAAUAGACGCCUGUAUUCUUCCUCUUAUUCUUUGGUGUUCUUCUGUAAUUUUUUCUGCUUUGUUCAAAAAAGUCUGCUAGCUUGAAAACGAGUCCUCCCAAUGUCCUCUUCUGCUGCCACUGUUUCUUAUGCGUUUUCAGUCGAUGUUAAACUACAACGACACUUCAAUACCGUCAAGCAAUUUGCAAGUCGAAUUUUGGACGACGUUGCUCAUCUCCUGCAUUCUGGAAUAAUUUCUGCGAAGUCUUCCCGCCCCAUGUGCCGUGGCUUUCGACUUAGCCCUUGUCGUGCAUCGGCAUAUCAAAAUUCUGUAUUGCCACUCCUGGUGCGAUAUCUUACGCGAAAAGAGACAGAAAUACAGAUGCUAAGACCCCAACGAUUUCCAUAAUAGUCGUUCCUUUAUGUAUACAACUUUUUGACUCUUGAGUAAUUUAUUACUUUAUUUCCUGUGCACCAUGAAUGAAGCCCAUUUUUUGCUGAAAAUUUCGAAUUGUCAACAUCAAAACAAACCGAAUUCCCCCCUCUCUCUCUCACACACUCUCUAAAAGAGAACAAAUUUUCCAAGCUGUCAGAGUGAGCGGACCCACCCUAGCAGCCUGUGGGGUAGGGUGAGGGAGGGGGAAGAGGAGGGGAAAGGGUAAAAUUGUGCUUCUUGUUUGUUUGUUUCGACAGCAAGUAUUGCAGCCUGUGAGCCACGAUUCGUGCGCAGCCGUCAUAAACCCAGCCUUUGUUUAGGACACCUUUAUAGCCACCUAAUCCCUCAAUAGUAAGCAGUGCUUCCUCUAAAUAGGGCUGCUUUGCCACAUCAGACGACUGCCACUCUCUACUAUGAGCCGCCAGGCGUAUUCAGAGAACGACCCAUUGGCCAGGACCGCUUACAUGAUUGCAUAGUGGGACUUAUCGACCGUGGGAGAGGGGAGUAGAGUAGAGAGUAGAGAGGGACUAUACGGGAUAGAGGUGGGAGGAGAAGAGGGACGUUGAGGGGGGGAAGAAAAAGAAGGAGCAGAGAGGGGAAGAGAAUGAGGAGGAGAAGGAGGAAGGAAAGGAGAUGGAGAAAGGGAAAAAGGGAGAGGGGUAGAGUUGCCGUGUUUAGGGAUACACGCACGGAUACUCUCAGUCAGUAAUCACGCUAACGCUAACGACGGGUCCAGUCACAACCGCCAUCGCUAUCAGUGACCACCCAAAACAUAUACCUUAAUGGAGCGAUCACAUAUGACCAUCAACUUCGUGAAAAACAUCGGCCAACUGAAGACAAACUUCAUGGCUCGUCAGAGGCCGCUUGUAUUCUACUGGGCAAGCGGACCCAUUCACAUCCUCCAGAGACACAAUAUCAAGGCAACCAAGACUCACUGUACCCGGUAGUCAUGGUCUUUCUGACCCUGACCAAUUUACGUUGAGAGUUGGGACAUUUUGGGUCAUAUAAAAGUGAAGUGAUAAUUAGAUAAAGCUUCUGGUGACCCCAGCUUAGGAACGAAUAAUCACGUUUUGCAAUGCUUGCUCGACAUGUGCUUCAUUCAAAGGUCCCAUGUCACGAUGUAGAGCACUGUCACAACCUACGGCUAGCGGGUUUUUCUUUUGAACGAGUCGUUAUUGGCGUCACUGGUCUACCGCGAUACAAAUCAUCUGACCACCGGUACAUUUUAGAGUUGAUGGAAUAUUUGGCGAAGUGGGCUGUCAGUUCCCUUACGUAGACAAGACGUUUCUGUGACCGAUAUCUUGCUCAAUGACUGGAUCUGCAGGUCUACAGCCUCCACUGAGCUGCAUUCAGACUAUGACACUAAUUUUGAAAGCAAGCUACUACAUAAAAUCGAAAAUCUUCUCCUGGUACAUUCAACGAGGAUGACGCCAGCUCAAGCUGAAGGUAGCGGACAGGUAGAACGUGCCGACAGUUCGACCAUCGUGCCCGACGAUGUCCACCUCGCGCUUCACAGCAAGGUGAAGCAAGGAAGGUGAAUUGCGCGUGAAUUAGUUUAUUGUGGGUGUAGACUUGCACAGCACCUACCGCAAUCUCUCCUUUUCCCUCACCUGGAUCCGACGGAAGGGAGGCCGGGAGAGGGCGCAGGUAGCUGGCGCGUCCGAAGCCGCCCCUAGCUGUGCCGCCACACUUGGAAAUUGGUGACAGUGACAACCCAGUGGCAGCCCGCCCUGCGGACAGUGCCUGCACUUCGAAAGGACAGGAAUCGUAGCAAAGUAGACUGGAGACUACUUUUGACUUUGCCCUAAAUGCAAAGACUGGUCUUCUAGUUCGAAAUGGUGGAUAGGAUUCCGCGGCCAGAAAUUAGGCAGGCGCGCGAGACCUGAACCACAUAUUGAGGGUUUGGAAUCAUACAGGACCCAGGACCAUUUGGUUCAACUUUGGACAGUAGGCUACACCACAUUAAGAGUGACGACGUCGUGCCGGAUCAAAAGAAUCCCACUCAAAAAUCCAAUCCCAUGGGUUGGAGCAUUACGCUAUACUGCAGUACAGUAAUGGCAUCAGAUCAAUAGGCCAAUUCCUGAUGGUUGCAAGACAAUACGCGAUAUGAAUGCGUUACAGAUACAAGUGAUCUAUUUGGAGUGGACAUUGAUUCGUACAUGUCUCCGAGACUACCGAUAAGCAGUGCUGCCCCAUGGGCACUUCAAGGAAGGAAAAUGGAACUACCGAGUCGGGGAGAGAGCAAAAGAAUGCUAUGGCUAACGAAGGUGGGAGCGAUGUUAGCAAUUGCGAAAGAGAGGGCGUCAACCAUCUCCACUGACUCGCUGUCACUCCAAUAUCCUAGAUCACCGCCAAAAGUGAUUCCAUUUGAUUGAAACAACUUGGUUGGUUCCGUAUUGCAUUACACGCGCACGGGACUCCCAUCAGAUGGGUGAACCCCUCGAUGAUCAUAUUUUGUACCCUUAGGGCAAACCUCCAGACCCUCGAAAUUGGCAACCAACGGGCAGAAGUCUAACGGUAAUCCCCCUUGUGAAAUCCUUCACCGCCCUCCUCAUUCGGCUGCGUUUUCUUAAUUAUCUUCAUCCUCACCUUUCCUAACGUCAUCAUCCCUUUCUGCUCUCUGUAUUGUUUGGCAUUCGACUAUUAAUUAGUUUUUUUAGUAUACUCUUCUAUUUUUCGAAAGAGUUUUUUGUUCAGUUGCUUGGUGCAUUUCAUUACCAUACCAAUAUGUGUGCUGAAUCCCCUGACUCAUAUUCAUUCAGUUUGUUGCAGUUCGUCACAACCCGUGUACGUGCUGGAUUCCAAGAUGGGAGAUAUGGAUUAGAUAACUGUCCAGCCGUUAAAAAUAUCGGCGUUGAUUUCGCCAACCCUAAUGAUUUAGCAGGAGUGAGGCUUACUCCAGACAUCCCAAUUUUAGAUAAUCCUGUCUACUUCUUAUUUCCUCGAGAUCGCUGAAAGUGUUUUAUUCAUAACAUUUAGGGAUUGGUGAUUAAGGCUGAUUGCCAAAGAAACCGGCAGUGCGCGUCCAUAUCAGAAAGCACUGGGGGUCAAGGUGUAAGCCCAGGAUGUCCUGGUUCGUUAAACCACAACAUAAUACGAAAGACAGCGGAACCGCUCUCGUUUCUUUGGACAACGCCGAUCUGGGGAAUAUGCACUCAGAUCAAGUCUCGGUUCUGAUAAAGUCUGCGUACCGUCAAACUUUGCGUACCAGGGUCCAAGAAAGUUCGCACAUUUCAACAAGAAAUACCAUGAAUUCGUUCUCAACUGAGUAGCUCAACUCGCAUGCUGUUUUUCCACGCCAAUGGACCAGGACUGUGGGCCGCGUCGGUCGCCACAAAAGUCGUUAGCAUGUAUUUUAAUACUUGAAUUAGACAUUUUUCAUAAGGCUUUCGGAGGUUCUGAGCGCUGGCGGAUCCCCAACAAUCAAUCAGUUUGUUUGUUGGAGGUUGGCUUUUCCCGCAAAUUUGUUCAAGAACCCAAUCACAGGGCAUUGAUAACAAGCAAACUUAAUUAAUGAUGACCCAUGAUCGUCACGUCACAGAGCUGUCAUCGCGCUCUACGGCAUCGUAUGAGGCAGUUAGCGUGCCGGAUUUCAUCUACCGCGCCCUUCUAGCACUGUCAAUGCCGGUUCGUGACUGCGUAUUCGACAGACCCGAGAGCCUGGUUAUUCCGCAAAUAACUUUCACUGAAGACAUUUCACUGUCCACAGCCUGUAGACAUGUCGGUUAGUUGUAAGGUUAAAGGAUGACAUGUCAUCCCCGGUCGAAACAUUAAACUUGCAUUGGAUUUAUGUGACUUGAGCUACGCAACCUUGGAAUGUCUCCUACGCCCACCCAGACGUUGGUUAAGCGAAAAUAACCCAAGCCUGCGAACUUUGCUAAUCCCAGAGUUCUGAAUUCGCUUCGACUGCCUGGGCAAGAGUCCUACUUUGCGCUUUAAAAUUGCUCGCAUAUAUACAUUAUUAUGAUAUUAAGGCGUGCCCUAUAUUAGUACUUUUAUAUCAGUUAUCAUCCCCACGUUUUUUAUACGAAAAUAGGUCUUCAGUGCCUCACUGAGGUAAAAAAUAUGGACAAUAGGAUGAGACCAUUGCUAUUAAACGGAAUGGACUGGCCCGUGUGCAAUAAAGCUUUGAUUUGUGGUUUUGAUUUAAGGUAAGGAAGGACGACCUGCAAUGUACACCGAAUUAGUACCUCAGCUCCCUUUGUAUCCGAGACAUGGGCUUUCGUUCAGACUAUCUUUAACAGUCUUUAGAAGAAGCGCAUCAUAAGGCCUGUUUCAGAUCAUUUCGAUACGUUCUGUGCCAGGCUUUUCGGAAAAAUAGCAGCAUUGCUUUUCUUUUGCUUAUAGACUGCUAUCCAUUCCAAAGAUUUUAAUGUAUACCCCUAUUCAGAGAGGGGAUUCAGGCUGUAUGUACUUAGAAUUUCUCACACUCAACAUUGAGCGCUACUGAUCUUACAGGACGGGAAUGCCUGUUAGGCUAAUUGUCAGAGGGCCCUGUUCGCCUCUGUUCGAUGUCCGACGGAGACUAUAGGUAUUUUCGGCCUCAUAUUCAUAGAUUUUUAAUCACAGUACGUAAGCGAUGAAAGAAUGCGAUUUCAUGAAGAGAACUGAAAUCCUUACUGAAUUCUCAAAUGUCGACAAUCAUCCAAUGCUGAAGUGGUUUAUGCAGCACGCAACGCAGUAUUUAAGAUAUAGAUGGGGGCAUUUGUUUUCAUCCGGCCUGACUCCCACGAUGUUCCCGAUUUGUCGAUAAGGACCGCUUUUGACUCAUGAGGCUGAGAUGGUGACGACCUUUUUUUGCUGCUGUAUUUCCGAAUUUUACUAGCAUGCUGCUUGCUACAUCAGUGCCACCAGCUCUCAGCUCAGCAUUAACCUCAUUAUUGGUUCCCGCUUACAUCAGCGUCAUUAGUACCGUUAUUGUUCCUACUCGCGUACACCUUACACGAGUUUAUCACAUGCAUUUUUCCGAUUUGUUUGGAGCGGUGACACCCGGAAGUCCAUGCAGCGGUUUUCAGUUAUUUGACUGUUUACCUAACUAUGGUUUUUCAAACAGACCAAACAUUACUUUAUUUCCCAUGUGAUAUACUACACAAUGCAUCUUACUCCGACAGUUUGAAUUGGUCAGGUCACGUUAUACGUGUGCCUAAAUUUAGUUUUUAAGUUACCAUUUUCAUUGAUUAAUCCGUGUGCACUAAACAAUGACCUUACUGUUUUGCAGGGAUUUUCAGUGCAACUUCGUGUUACUGUAUGCUUCUUAUUAGUCAUCUGUGUAAUGCGGGUUGUAGGGAUGUCCAGCGGUGGGUCCAUGCGACGGACGUAGUAGGUCGCCCGCUUGCCUGGAGGUGUAGACUACGAUUAGCAUCCACUUGUUGGCGCCCAACUCACCGAAGCUAGGCCCUGCCUAGCGGACACACCCUGGUAAUCGCCUCGACCGGCGGGCUAAACCAGGUGAGCGUAACCGCGUGUGUGCCCUCGCACACGGUAAUCUUGGUUGAUCGGAUGGAUCACCGCAUCGGCAUCGUCGAGACUAGGCUCCGUCUGGAACACCGUAGGGGGUCACAAGGUUAGUGGACGUUGCUCUAAUGCCUUUGCCUCGCUUGUUCUUGUUUGCCUUCUCUCUGUCUGCUUUCGUGCCUGCCUUUGUUAAAAACUAACUGCCGUUCUGUUGAAUCUCAUCCGUUGUUUUUGCGUUUUUUUGCUCUGCCUGCUUGCUUUGUCUGCUUAUUUGUGUCUGUUCCUGCUGUGUCCUCCGGCGGGGCCUCGUAGCUCAGGUGGUUAGAGCGUUGGCUGCGCUAAAGCCUUCCCGUUACUGCGUGGGUUCGAAUCCCACAGAGGCGCCGAGUUUUUCACAAUUGGGUCAAUAUGAAUUAUUCAAAAUCUGCCAAAAUAUAAAUGAAAUUCCAUUCUGCUGAAUUUGUCUGCCUACCGCUUACAUUUCAGCAACCAGUUAACCAAGAGAAUGAAGAGAAAGCUCUACAUCCCGUCUCUCUACUGUCCCCUACCCUCCAUCUCCUUCAGCUUACGGUGAUGUCGUAAACUGUCUCAGGCUAACUCGGAUCGCUCUCCCACUAAACAAAGACGUGGCCCAUAGUAAUGUUCGGGAGCCGCCUGACACAACUGAGCAACUGAAUAUAGGGAUAGCACUGCUCACCCCUGCGAGGGAGAAGGGGUCAGAAAAGGUGCCCUAAACAAAUGCUGGGGAACCACGCCGUCUGUGGGCUAACCGUGGUCGCCGACGUAAAACAGGGGCGAAACACUCAAAGUUGAAAUAACACUUCCUCUCUUCGCACUCCUACUCCCCAUUCACCAGACUGGUAGGGUGAGUCCGUUCACACUGACAGCCUGGAAUGUUCGUUCCCUUUUAGACAAUCCGAAGAGCAAUCGACCAGAACGGAGGGCGGCACUAGUGGCUCGUGAAAUGGUGCGCUUCAAGGUGGACAUCGCAGCACUCAGCGAGACCCGGUUCUCCGAACAAUGUCAACUGGAUAAGGUGGGUGUCAGCUACACCUCUUUCUGGAGUGGUCGCCCCAAGACAGAGCGCUGGAAUGCGGGCGUUGCCUUUGCCACUCUGAACGAUAACGUGAGACGCCUGCCCUGUCUGCCGCAGGGCAUCGACGAUCGCCCGAUAAUCCUCCGUCUGUCUCUCCGGGGAGGCAAAUUCGCCACCAUCGUCAGCAUCUACGCUCUCCCUCAUGAUCAGCCCCUACACCGCGAGAUACACAUUCUACGAGGAUCUGCACGCUCUCCUGGCUCCUGUGUCGAAGACGAAUAA